Pyrus x bretschneideri (Chinese white pear) is the source of this 1824-nucleotide messenger RNA. Its product is annotated as DEAD-box ATP-dependent RNA helicase 20-like. Bases 113 to 1792 code for a protein of 559 amino acids. The record is from RefSeq and is a predicted model, not a curated record. Gene Ontology annotation, molecular function: ATP binding; RNA helicase activity; RNA binding. Gene Ontology annotation, cellular component: nucleus; cytoplasm; ribonucleoprotein complex. The transcript is spliced from 11 exons. Lineage: Eukaryota; Viridiplantae; Streptophyta; Magnoliopsida; Rosales; Rosaceae.
CCUAAAUGGAAACCGAAACAAAACUCUACACAGUUUUUUUUAUUCGCUCAUCGUGAUCGUGAUUGGUACCAAAAUUUCGAAACCCUACCUUAAGCCAUAAGGUAUCUCGAAUAUGGUGAAGCGCUCCAAUGACCCCAAUGAGAAGCGUUCUCGGACAAGAAGAAGGUUGAAUGCUGUCGGUGAUGGUGAUGGUGAUGCUGCUCAAGGCACCUCAAAAGUUAGGAAUGGGCGAGUGCAAUUGGGUACCAAAUUUGCUACUCUUCUUCGAGUCAAGGAGUCUACAAGGCAACGGAAGCGGAAGCGGAGGGAAAUUACUACCUCCGUAGAGGUCCAAGAGUGUAGGCACCGGGUCAAAGAGUAUAGGCAGCUAAGGGGAAUUUCUGUUUCAAGCAGCAAUGUUCCAAAACCCAUCAGGACUUUGGGUCGCACUCCGUUUCCAGAACAUGUUAAGGAUGAAUUUUCAAAAGCUAGAUUCGUCAGGCCUACACCAAUUCAAGCUCAAGCAUGGCCAGUGGCUUUGGAGGGCCGUGAUUUCAUUGGUAUUGCUCCACCAGGAUCCGGGAAGACGCUAGCGUAUCUCUUGCCUGCAAUUGUCCAUGUAAAAUCCCAGAAAAGACUAUCUUGUGGAGAUGGCCCAAUAGUAUUGAUUUUAGCUCCAACCGAAGAGCGUGCUCGUCAAAUCCAACAAGAGUGUACUAAAUUUGCUGCAGCACACAUUUUAGCCUUACUCGACAGUGAAAUGGAUUGUUAUAAAAAUUCUCUUGUGGCAUGUGGCGUUGGAAUUUUAAUUGACACACCUGAGGCCGUGCUUCAUGAGUUAGAGUCGUGUCAUACAAACUUGCAAAGAGUCACAUACCUUGUGGUGGAUGGUGCUGAUUGGAUGCUAGCAGAAGAAGACGUAGCAGAAGAAGGCGAGGACUGUAAGGUUCUAGUACGAGAAGUUCUUUCUCAGAUUCCCCCAGACUGUCAAAAAUUGUUCUGGGGUAGUAGCUGGCUGGAGGAGGCUGAUGAACUUGCCAGGCCAUUCCUUCGCGACGCAAUCAAAGUUGAAAUAGGUUCUCCAGUUCUGAAAGCUCCACAUCCAAUAGACCAAAUUGUUGACAUCGUUGCUGAAGAUCAGAAAUAUGACAAAUUGGUAGGCUUGCUAGGUGAUAUCGCGGAUGGCAGCAGAAGACUGAUAUUCAUUGAUAUACAUAAAGGAUGUGAAUCAUGUAGUCUCCUUGCUCAGAAGCUUUCCAAUGAAGGUUAUGCAGUCUCGGUUCAUGAAAACGUAUUCCAAUCAGAAAGGGUCCAGAUUAUCUCUGGGUUUCAAGGUGACUAUAUCCCCAUAAUGAUUGCAACUGAUGUUGCUGCUCGUGAUCCAGUUCUGAAGAAUGUGAAAUAUGUUAUCAAUUACGACUUUCCGGGAUCCAUUGAUGAUUAUGUUUACCGCAUUGUCCUUGCUGAGCCAAAAGGAACAGCAUACACGUUCUUUACAACUGCUAAUGCUAGGUGCGCAAAGGAACUUACCAUCUUACUUGAGGAAGCUGGACAGAAGGUUAGUCCUGAAUUGGCAGCACUGGCGCGUGAUGUACGAUAUCCAGGUAGCUGCAUACCUGGAAUGCCUCUCGGAAUAGAUAGCAAUUUGAUUGGGAAGGUUACAGUUGGGCAUUACGCUACAAUAUAUCGGCAUUGUCCCGAGAUGAAAAGUUAUGCCAGUUUCGCUGUGGACACAGUAAAAAAAAAAAAGGGGUUAAAACUGAUCAACUCAGAUCCGAAUUUGUCAAAGCUGAUGGUCUACUUCUUACGUUAGCAUGUUCUGUUUUACUGAGUAAUCUUUGAUGG